This is a messenger RNA of [Candida] anglica, 2533 nucleotides long. The record is from the annotation of a GenBank genome assembly. Lineage: Eukaryota; Fungi; Ascomycota; Pichiomycetes; Serinales; Debaryomycetaceae.
UAAUUAUUAUUCUUUACAGCUAUCCUUAUCCAUCUAUUCGUUACACCACCGUAUACCCCUCCCUCGUCCACAUCCAUAUAUAACACACCCAGAACCCGUUCCAUUUCCCCGUUCCCCUUAAUACGUUCCCUUUUGUGUUUUCUGUUGACCCUUAAUUAAAGAAAUCGCCCGUGACCCUAUAAUGUCCAAUAACUCCAACGAGAACCAGGAGCAAGUCUUUCUGGAGGAACAGUUCCGCAACGUGUUCUUCUCAAAGCACCCAGCUGACCCCAAGCGUUCGAGACACCCGCUGGUCCCCACCGAUCCUACUGACAAGUCGCCGGAUAGCAUCACUGCUGCUGCUGCGGCUGCAGUGGCAACCACCACCACUGCUGCUGCCACUUCCGCAACCUCCACGUCCGCGAGUCUGGCCAUCCGCAAGAAGCAUCGCAAGGGUUCCAACGGUCCGUUAGCCAUGGGUGCCAACGCAGCCAGCGUUGUAAACGGCUCCUCAUCAUCUUCUGCCGUUUCACGUCCUCUCAAGAAGAACUUGACCCAUAAGGCGCCAAAGUUCAUUAGAAGAUUCCGCUCAAGAUCCCUCCCCAUCAUAUCAUACACACGAAACUCCCCCUUGGUCCAGUUGACCGCCAGCCACCAUCCGAUGGCCUUACCUCAAUACAAGUCCAACCACAUGAAUGGGGGUCCAUCCCAGCCAACUUCCAACAACAUCUCCUCCAGCAACACUGGAAGCGGUACUGGUGUUGGCAGUAGUGCUACCGGCCAUGGCCAUGGCCACGGGCACGGGCACGGGCACGGGCACGGGCACAUCGCCACAGCCGCACCCUCAUCAUCAUCAUCAUCAUCAUCAUCAGCAUCCCUUACUCCACUCCUCCCACCCAUCAAUUUACAAUCACUCAAAGAAAUCGAUCUCCAUGAAAUCCUCAAGAAUCCACAACUUCGUCAUGACAUUUUGUUUGAUCCACAACUCCAGUUCCGUCCUAAUUUGGAUGGAGAAAGAGGCAAACGUAAGAAGAAUAUCAUUGACAAUUACUGGCUGGAAAUCGAAAAGGAAUGCCAUUCGAUCUUUGUGUUGAAGAAAUUUAUUCAGAAAAACUCAAGAAUCCCCUCCUUAUUCAUCACCUUGAGAGAUAUCUUGUUGUCUUUACUCCCCUACAAGGAUCGUACCAACGUCACAGAUAUCAUGGACAUGGAUUUGCUUGUACAACAGCUUAGCAUCGGCACUUUUGACUUUGUUUCCCUUGCCAACUGGUUGGGCAAAAUCUUUAAAUGUCAUUGUGCUCCAAUGAGAGACAAUUGGGUCACUGAAAUGGUUUCCAAAUUCACUCAGGCCAAUCAAGAAAAUAGUGUUGAGAAACUUGUUUGUGGCUUACGUAUGGUGUUCCUGAUCUUGGAAGCCAUGAAGUUGGAUGUUGCCAACCAUCAGAUCAGAAUCUUGAGACCAGUAUUGAUUGAAACCGCCGUGGAAUUCGAAAAGGAUUAUUUCAGUCAAUUGAUCUCUCAUCAUAAAUUGGACAUUGGUGAUAGUUUGAGAUGGUAUACCAACCAUACCAGUCCUAUAAAGAGUACUGGUAAUUCCUCUCCAUCAUCGUCAGAUUCUGGUCGUCAUCGUCUUAUCUCAUCAAUUCUCUCCCUUCUUUCAUGUAGAAGAAUGGUGAGUGAGUUCCCUUCAACCUUGGCAUUUGAUCAUACUCGUCUCAUCUUACUCAGGGCUGAUAUCCGUCAACUUGUUUGUAUCCAACUUUGUGUUGUCUUGUACAAGCAACUCAUUUUCAACAACACUGAACUUUCUGCCACUGAAAAAUCAAAGGCAUUAUCUCCUGAACUGGUAAGUCGUAUCCAAGAAGAGGUUCUUUCAAUAGUUACCGAUGACAAUGGAACAAUCAAAUGGACAAGAAAUGUAAAUGCCAUUGCUCUUCAACUCGUGAAGAACUCUUAUGGACAAAAGCUUAACCAAUCAAAGAUUGAGUUUCUGUACCUGUGGUUGAUUAAACAAAUCCAACCUAACCUGGAAGUGUAUGGCUUGAUGGAAGAAAAAAUCUUCAAAGAAUUGUUAGCUGAUAUCUCUGCCAAUUUGAAGAAUAUGUCGUCUUCCACCAUCCAUGGCACUGCCAACAAUACCAACAAUAACACCACCACCAACACCAGCACCACCACCUCCUCAAUGGGGGGAAGCUCCGCUUCCUCAUCCACACCACUCUCCAGCAUUCCUCAGAUCAUCAGCGGCAAGAAAUUGCCCUUGUCCAAGAACAUGAGCACCACUGGAUCAAAAAUCACAAACAUGGCCGCCGCUACGACGGCCACGUCCGAAAUGUCCAAUAUCACGACCCGUAUCGCUACGUUGGUCAAGUUCCACUGGAACGUGUUUGGACUGUACUAUACGGACUACUUAAACGCACAACAAUAAUGGGAAAAUACGAAAUAUAGCAUAUGUACAUUAGUACUAAUAAAAAAUUACAAAAGGUUUAAAAAGAAGAAUAUUUACAUGUAAGUGUUUCUCCCUUCCCAGCUGGGAACAGUACUAUUUUAUUAUCUC